AUGGUAACAGAAACCAUCCCUGUGGUUGACUUGUCCAGCAAAAAUCUGAUCCACGGAACCCCGACUUGGGUUUCCGCUUGCAACGACGUCCGCAAGGCUAUGGAACAACAUGGCUGCUUCAAAGCCAUCUUCUACGGCGGCGGCGGCGGCGGCGGCGACAACUCUUCCAGCAGCACACUACUCCACAACGACAUAUUCGCCGCAGCUGGAGAACUAUUCAGCCUGCCGACGGAGACCAAGCAGAGGAACACCAGCAGCAAGCCUUACUUCGACUACUUCGGGCAAAGCCCACUCUUCCCGCUCACCGAAUCCCUCGCCGUCGACCAUCCCACCAGCUCUCUCGCCACUCGGAGCUUCGCCGACGUCAUGUGGCCCGCCGGAAACCUCAGCUUCUGGUAA
This is a messenger RNA of Linum tenue, 399 nucleotides long. The record is from the annotation of a GenBank genome assembly. Lineage: Eukaryota; Viridiplantae; Streptophyta; Magnoliopsida; Malpighiales; Linaceae.